UAUAACAAAGGGUUUAUCUAUCUGGACGUACCUAUCUCUGAUGACAGCUGUAUAGCAGUGCCUCCCCUCGAAGGCUUUGUGAUGAAUCGCGUGCAGGGGGACUAUUUUGAAACUCUGCUCUACAAGAUAUUUGUGUCCAUAGACGAGCACACGAAUGUUGCAGAGCUUGCGAAUGUCCUUGAGAUAGACUUAUCCCUGGUGAAGAAUGCCGUUUCAAUGUAUUGUCGGUUGGGCUUUGCUCAUAAGAAGGGGCAAGUAAUAAAUUUGGAUCAACUUCACUCAUCCUGGCGGAAUGUUCCAUCUGUAAACAGAUUAAAGACGACUUUCGACCCACAAAAAAUGCUCCUCUCCUGGGAUGGCGGGGAGAGUAGGAGCCCCGUCCAGGACGCUUCCUCGGCCACAGACACCGACACCAACAGCCAGGAAGAUCCAGCUGACACUGCCAGCAUAUGCAGCCUGAGCCUGUCCACUGGAUAUACCAAGCGCAUCGCCUUUCUGUUUGAUUCGACGCUGACUGCCUUUUUAAUGAUGGGCAAUCUCUCACCAAACCUGAAAAGUCAUGCCGUCACAAUGUUCGAGGUUGGCAAGCUCUCAGAUGAGUCUCUGGACAGCUUUCUGGUAGAGUUGGAGAAGGUCCAGAGUACUGGGGAAGGAGAGGCACAGAGGUACUUUGACCACGCACUGACUCUGAGGAACACCAUCCUGUUUUUGCGUCAUAACAAGGAUCUAGUUGCACAAACUUCACAGCCGGAGCAGCCCAACCAUGGUUUCCCUCUGGACCUCCUGCGCUGUGAAAGCCUCCUGGGUUUGGACCCCGCGACCUGCAGCCGUGUCCUGAACAAGAACUACACUCUGCUCGUCUCCAUGGCCCCGCUCACCAAUGAAAUCCGGCCCAUCAGCAGCUGCACGCCCCAGCAUAUUGGACCGGCUAUCCCCGAAGUCAGUUCUGUCUGGUUCAAACUGUACAUUUACCACAUCACCGGGCAAGGACCACCGUCUCUCUUACUGUCCAAAGGUACAAGGCUUCGAAAACUGCCAGACAUAUUCCAGGGCUAUGACCGAUUACUGAUAACAUCUUGGGGUCACGAUCCCGGAGUUGUCCCCACGUCGAACGUGCUCACCAUGCUGAAUGACGCGUUAACACACUCUGCGGUUUUAAUCCAGGGCCAUGGUUUGCAUGGGACAGGAGAAACGAUCCAGAUACCAUUUCCAUUUGAUGAAACAGAACUACAAGGAGAGUUUACUCGUGCCAAUAUGGGAGUUCAUAAGGCCUUGAAGAUACUAAGGAAAAAAGUGGACUUGCAGCAUUUCUGUGGCUACGUCACUAUGCUGAAUGCCACUAGCCAGCUUGUCCACAGAAGACUCAGUGAUGCUUCUGACGAGAGAGGGGAACCUGAUUUGGCUUCAAGCUCAGACGUAAACGGGAGCACCGAGUCCUUUGAAAUGGUCAUUGAGGAAGUCCCUCUAGAUACAGCGACAAAGUCGAGCUCUGGCGCCACAGCUGAAGCUGAUUGGGUUCCUCUUGAGCUGUGCUUUGGAAUUCCCCUGUUCAGUUCUGAGCUAAACCGGAAAGUGUGCCGGAAAAUUGCUACACAUGGCCUUUGCAGAAAAGAGAGCCUUCAAAACCUCUUACAUUCCAGUAGAAAACUCUCUCUACAAGUCCUGAACUUUGUUCACUCAUUCCAGGAAGGUGCUUCAACUCUGGACAUCCAUACAGAGGCCAGUUUCCCAAGCUUGCUUUCACAGCCAUCCAAUGCCGACGCAGGAGUUCCGCUUCCUGCCAAGAACUUAAUGUUUAAAGACGGGAUCCUGUCGGAGUGGAGUGGACGGUCUCCUUCCUCACUUCUUAUCGCUAACCUCCACUUGCAAUAAUCUGGUCCCCGCCUUUGUUGCUCACACGUUCUGCCUUUUGCUUUCUGAGCUUUAGCUUUCCAGGGCCGGCCACUAGAAUGCCGCCGCCGCCGCCGCGGCCUUCCUGCAUCAGUGGCAGGUGCAGGCCAGGGGGCGGGGGACUGUGUGCUAAGCGAUGUUCAGCACUGCACACCCUGAUGCAAGGAAGAGCUGUUUCGCAGUCAGUGCUGUGUUUUUUUACCUUGAGACAAUCUGCAUUUCUUUUCUAGAACCCGAGGGUCGACUCUACCAGCUAUGUGAUGACUGUUAAUGUUCAUAAGCAGUCCCUAUGAUAUUGCAAUGGUAAUUUUAUAUUGUUAGUUUAUCAGACAUGGACCUUGUUUAAUUUUCUAUUUUGUUACUUAUACUCUGGGGAAUCGUGGGAAGAGAAGGAACUCUUUCUGGGAAAAUUCAGCAGACUUGUCAGACCGCACACACGCAGUGUGGAAAGGCAUUCCGAGUACUUGGGGGUGGCUGUCACGUGGGUCUGCCGGGUGAACAGUGUUGGCUGUGGAGUCAGCACAGGGCACAGUGGUGUAUGAGGUUGGAACGAUUCAUUCACAUCUCAUGAAAAGCUUGGGGAAACUUUUGAUUUUUAAGCAAUGUCUUUAUGUGGAUUUCUGUUGUCACUCCCUUCAGACUCUGUAUUUUUCAUAGAGUCUUUGUGGGAAAAGAGUUUGGGUUUGUUUUGUUUUUCCUUGUCUCAUCUCCUGGUAGCUGUGGCUACAGAAUGUGUAUUAACUGUACCAAUGACUAGUGUGGAAGUGGAGUUUGAUGUUUUUAAAUCAAGAGUUGUGUGAUUCAGGGCAGCAUUUCACUGAGGGCACCAAGGUCUUCUGAUCAAGACUAGUGACACACCUACUCUGAAGGUCACCUUGUAAGCAAUCUGGAUCUUAACCGUGUGUGGAUAGUUCUGGAAGAACAUGAUGAAGACAAAUUGAACAAUUCCUCAGUAGUUUCUACCGUGUUGCCUGGGUCACUGAUUCUUUUAGUACCUCAGAUGUUAAUUCGAGUAAUUAAAAAUCACUUUUUAGACUUCUCCAGUUGCCUUCCUUAGGAGGUUUGUGCAGUAUUAUAGUUUAGCGUAGCACCUCUCUAGAGUACUAAUUGUCUGCUAGUAAAAACUGUAACCAAGCUAGCUGGUCAAGCAAUUUAUAGCUAAAACACUUCAAACUUUAGAAUGUUUGGGAAUGUUAUAACUAAAACAUUUUUGCUCAUUAUUUUUUGUUUGGUUGUUUUUAGAUCUCUUUUUGUGUAUUGAGUAUACUUUUGGAAAGAUACACCUUUCUUAAAACUGUUAACAUAACCAUGUAUUCGGUACCCUAGCCUAUCUAGAGAAUUGCAUAUUUUGGACCAGGCUUCCAGUGGCAGCGCCAACACUGGGUUUGGGAUAAAUGCUGUUAACGGUUGGUUUUCUCCUUUGUCUGCCAUGAGGUAGAAGCCUAGUGUAUGUUAAAAAUGUAUGUCUGUAUUGGGAGAAAUGUAUACUAAUAUUAAAGUAAUUUCUUAUGACUGUGAAUCACGCAUUUAUUUUUCCAAUGACUGAUGAUGCACAUUCCGAGUACUAUUAGGUAUGUAUGUAACUCUUACAGGUUCUCAGCUGAAGGCUGUGAAGUGCUUCUUUGGAUAAGGGCUCUCUAAGCUCCUUUCCAUUGGCUUUGUGCUGGUCAGCACUACUUGUUUUAUUUACUCAUGCAUCAGCCACCCUGCGUCCAGUGGAGUGACCAACACUAAUAAAGAAUGGCCGUCUGCAGUGCACCCAUGGUUGGUGAAUUUAAAGUUUAAAAUCUGAGAGUCAAUUGGCUGCUAUGUUUCCUAUGGGCACAACAUAGAACCUAGUCUGAUCAUGGAUACUCGAGGAAGGAGUUUUAAACACGGGGUCAGCUCCAGCGCGGAGCAGGAGACAGGGAAAAUGAACCUCUCGGCGUCCAUGUCCGGCGGGCACUCCACAUGGGAAGUUGCGCAGAGUCCCCGUCAUCGCCGCUCCUCUGCUCAGCUUUGUGAGGUGGUCUGCUUCCUUCCUGUGUUACGCCUGUAAAAAUGUAUCGCUGGAAUUAAAAGUGUUGACCCAGUUCAACAAAAAGGUGAAGUUAGAAUAUAAACUUUGUUAUUUGCCAAAGAAGAUUCAUUAAAUAUUCUUAACUGA
Echinops telfairi (small Madagascar hedgehog) is the source of this 4036-nucleotide messenger RNA. RefSeq names its product family with sequence similarity 91 member A1 (gene FAM91A1). Gene Ontology annotation, cellular component: cytoplasmic vesicle; trans-Golgi network. The transcript is spliced from 17 exons. Gene Ontology annotation, biological process: intracellular protein transport. The record is from RefSeq and is a predicted model, not a curated record. Bases 82 to 1872 code for a protein of 596 amino acids. NCBI's taxonomy places the organism in Eukaryota, Metazoa, Chordata, Mammalia, Afrosoricida, Tenrecidae.